This is a messenger RNA of Pongo pygmaeus (Bornean orangutan), 6374 nucleotides long. RefSeq names its product general transcription factor 3C polypeptide 2. Gene Ontology annotation, biological process: transcription by RNA polymerase III. The transcript is spliced from 23 exons. Lineage: Eukaryota; Metazoa; Chordata; Mammalia; Primates; Hominidae. Gene Ontology annotation, molecular function: protein binding. Bases 422 to 3349 code for a protein of 975 amino acids. The record is from RefSeq and is a predicted model, not a curated record. Gene Ontology annotation, cellular component: membrane; transcription factor TFIIIC complex.
GAUUCAGCGAUCCAGAGCGCGAGCCCAGCCUGGGAGUCCGCCUACUCCCGGCUCCCGUCGAGGCCGCGUGGGAUCCUGUUGGCCGCGCAGGCGUCGAUCUCCCCUUUUUGACACUGCAACUCCCAUGAGGCCCUGCAGCGUCCCUGGCGCCGCUGAAGACGCCCUGGAACUCGGCCGGCUCUGGAGGGCUCGGUGAGUCUGGCCGCGCUGCAUUAUGGAAUACAGAGUCUAAGAGAAAACUAGCCCGGCACCGACUCCGGACCAAGCACACGUGUUUACCUUGUGCACUGGGGUGGGGGCGUCAGUGAAGAGCAGCUAACAAGAUUUCGUCAUAAGACCGCGACCAGACAGGCGGCGCCAUCUUCGAACUUAGACUUCCGGAAGGACUUUGGCGAGGGGGCAGCCAUUUUGGGGGGUGCUGAUGGAUACCUGCGGGGUCGGCUAUGUUGCCCUGGGGGAGGCCGGCCCCGUGGGGAACAUGACUGUGGUAGACUCUCCUGGACAAGAGGUGCUAAAUCAGCUUGAUGUCAAGACCUCUUCAGAAAUGACCAGUGCAGAGGCUUCCAUAGAGAUGUCAUUACCUACCCCUUUGCCUGGAUUUGAGGAUUCUCCCGAUCAGAGGAGGCUCCCUCCAGAGCAGGAAAGUCUCUCCAGACUGGAACAGCAAGAUCUUUCUUCAGAGAUGUCAAAGGUCUCAAAGCCUAGGGCCUCAAAGCCUGGCCGGAAGAGAGGUGGUAGGACACGAAAAGGCCCCAAAAGGCCCCAACAGCCUAAUCCUCCAUCAGCCCCUCUGGUUCCUGGUCUCUUAGAUCAAUCCAACCCUCUGUCCACCCCCAUGCCUAAGAAACGAGGUCGAAAGUCCAAGGCAGAGCUGCUACUGCUGAAGUUGUCAAAAGACCUAGAUCGGCCAGAAUCUCAAUCUCCAAAGAGGCCCCCUGAGGACUUUGAGACCCCUUCUGGGGAACGACCCCGCCGAAGGGCUGCCCAAGUGGCACUUCUGUAUCUUCAGGAACUGGCUGAAGAGCUCUCAACAGCCCUGCCUGCUCCUGUGUCCUGUCCUGAGGGCCCCAAAGUGAGCAGCCCCACCAAACCGAAGAAGAUCCGGCAGCCAGCAGCCUGUCCAGGUGGAGAAGAGGUGGAUGGUGCUCCACGGGAUGAAGACUUUUUUCUCCAGGUUGAGGCUGAAGAUGUGGAAGAAAGUGAGGGCCCAAGUGAGAGCUCAUCUGAACCUGAGCCUGCAGUGCCCCGAAGCACCCCGCGAGGAUCUACUUCAGGGAAACAGAAGCCACACUGCCGGGGAAUGGCUCCCAAUGGCUUACCAAAUCAUAUCAUGGCUCCUGUUUGGAAGUGCCUCCAUCUCACCAAGGACUUCCGAGAGCAGAAACAUUCAUACUGGGAGUUUGCUGAAUGGAUUCCUUUAGCCUGGAAGUGGCACUUGUUAUCUGAGCUUGAGGCCGCUCCCUACCUGCCCCAGGAGGAGAAGUCUCCAUUGUUUUCUGUACAACGUGAAGGGCUACCUGAAGAUGGCACCCUCUACCGAAUAAACAGAUUUAGCUCGAUCACAGCACAUCCAGAGCGCUGGGAUGUGUCCUUCUUCACGGGGGGACCGCUCUGGGCUCUGGACUGGUGCCCAGUGCCAGAGGGGGCAGGAGCCUCGCAGUAUGUGGCUCUUUUCUCCAGCCCUGACAUGAAUGAGACACACCCACUGAGCCAGCUUCAUUCGGGUCCUGGGCUGCUCCAGCUCUGGGGCCUUGGGACCUUGCAGCAAGAAAGCUGUCCUGGCAACAGGGCCCACUUUGUCUAUGGGAUUGCUUGUGACAACGGCUGCAUCUGGGACCUCAAGUUCUGCCCCAGUGGAGCAUGGGAACUUCCAGGCACCCCUCGGAAGGCUCCUCUCCUGCCCCGGUUGGGUCUCUUGGCUCUGGCCUGCUCAGACGGGAAAGUACUGCUAUUUAGUCUACCCCAUCCGGAGGCCCUGCUGGCUCAGCAACCCCCAGAUGCAGUGAAGCCUGCCAUAUAUAAGGUACAAUGUGUGGCAACUCUGCAGGUGGGGUCUAUGCAAGCUACAGACCCCUCUGAGUGUGGUCAGUGCCUUAGCCUGGCCUGGAUGCCUACCAGGCCACACCAACACCUAGCUGCUGGAUAUUAUAAUGGCAUGGUGGUUUUCUGGAACCUUCCCACUAACUCACCCCUGCAGCGGAUACGGCUGUCUGAUGGCUCCUUAAAGCUCUACCCCUUCCAGUGUUUCCUAGCCCAUGACCAGGCUGUGCGUACCCUUCAAUGGUGCAAAGCUAACAGCCAUUUCCUUGUCUCUGCGGGGAGUGACCGGAAAAUCAAAUUCUGGGACCUUCGACGACCUUACGAACCCAUAAACUCUAUCAAGCGCUUCUUGAGUACAGAACUGGCCUGGCUGCUUCCCUACAAUGGUGUCACUGUGGCUCAGGACAACUGCUAUGCCUCUUAUGGACUCUGUGGGAUUCAUUAUAUUGAUGCUGGCUACCUUGGUUUCAAGGCGUACUUCACUGCUCCUCGAAAAGGCACCGUUUGGAGUCUUUCAGGAUCCGACUGGCUUGGGACAAUAGCUGCAGGAGAUAUAUCCGGGGAGCUCAUUGCUGCUAUAUUACCAGAUAUGGCACUGAAUCCAAUAAAUGUCAAGCGACCUGUAGAGCGAAGAUUUCCUAUAUAUAAAGCAGAUCUGAUACCGUAUCAGGACAGUCCUGAAGGUCCAGACCAUUCUUCUGCUUCAUCUGGGGUCCCCAACCCUCCCAAGGCUCGAACUUACACUGAAACUGUCAACCAUCACUACUUGCUCUUUCAAGACACAGAUUUGGGUUCAUUCCAUGAUCUGCUCCGUAGAGAACCAAUGCUGCGCAUGCAGGAGGGAGAGGGGCAUUCUCAACUCUGCCUGGACAGGCUGCAGCUGGAGGCUAUUCAUAAGCUGCGUAAUCCGAAGGACGCUGGGAGGAAGGGGCGGGACUUGUGGCGGAAGUUCCUAGGCCAGCCUGUCACGUGGGAGGGAGGCUCUGCGCCCAGCUCGCGCUCAGGAAGCAUGGCACUCUGGCGGGCAUACCAGCGGGCCCUGGCUGCUCACCCGUGGAAAGUACAGGUCCUGACAGCUGCAGCUGGUGGAGAGGCGGGGUCUGCAGGAACACCAGAGAGGCCGGACUCUGACCAUGGUGUCGCUGGGCUGUGGCUUUGUGGGCCCUGUGGUAGGAGGCUGGUACAAGGUUUUGGAUCGGUUCAUACCUGGCACCACCAAAGUGGAUGCACUGAAGAAGAUGUUGUUGGAUCAGGGGGGCUUUGCCCCAUGUUUUCUAGGCUGCUUUCUCCCACUGGUAGGGGCACUUAAUGGACUGUCAGCCCAGGACAACUGGGCCAAACUACAGCAGGUGAGCUGGGCAGGUGUGGAGAAUGUCUCUGGCUGGCAGGCUGACAGCCCAGGGGAAGGAGACAGGUUUUACAGGGAUAAAAAAGGGGGUAAGUGCAGGUAGAGUCCCAGGCCAUGGAGGAGAGGAGCUGAGGGUUAUGGUGGAGGAAUGUGCUCUUUGAACCCAAGUCUGUGUGUGACAUUCACACUGGGAAAUGGGAACUGCUUGGAGGCGCAAGUGUUAAUUUGUUCCUUCUCUGUCUCCCCAGGAUUAUCCUGAUGCCCUUAUCACCAACUACUAUGUAAGAGCUGACACCUCAACUGCUUGUUCUCCUGCUUCCUUAAGUCUAGAACUGUCCUGGGAUUGGGGGUCCUCCUGACAUGGGAAACCCUUCCGUUGGGAUUACUCUUUCAUUCCCAGGAUGGGCACCAUAAAUAGGGAAGCCAUCACCCAACUGUUCACCUUUUUCUUGUGUGCAGAAGUUGGGGUAGGGCCAGGCAAGACAGUGAGUCUGGGGUCAGGUGGUGGGGCAGCCAUCCAACCUUUACAUUCUCUCUUGCAGCUAUGGCCUGCUGUGCAGUUAGCCAACUUCUACCUGGUCCCCCUUCAUUACAGGUAUGUUGCACCCCUACCCCACCCAUCAAGGAAGACCCACGUUACCAACAGUUGGAGACAAAAUGAUUCUCAUUUCAACCUUGAGCUACCUUAGACCCCCAAACGGAACACUGAGCCGUGAUCAGAGUUCCUCAGAUUCCCAAGCGUGUUAUUCAGAAUGUCUUGCCAUUUCCAGAAACUGUCCCAGAGUGUCUGCCCACUGACCUUCUUCAUCUCCCUAGGGAGGAUCCUGCUUCUACCACCCUUGUCUCCAUUCCACCUGAGCUCCGUCUUUGAUGGCAUAUCUGGAGGGACAGUGGUUGGGGUGCUGCAGCCUAGGUUAGACAGAGAGGUAGACCAGAAAGCCAAGUAGGAGCCUGGCCAGACACUCACGAUAAAGACAGUUGCUGAACUGCACCCAAAAAGAUAGUGGAACUGAAGAUGUGUGGUUCAAAUGCUUGAAGGUGAAGGAUCAUGGGAACGGGAAAAUAUGGAAUGCUUCAGAGGGAACAGGGCCAAAAUGUACAUGAAUAGCAUAGCUAAAAUGAAUACAGACUGGCUGGGCACAGUGGCUCACACCUGUAAUUCUAGCACCUUGGGAGGCUGAGGCAAGAGGUUUGCUUGAGUCCAGGAGUUUGACACCAGCCUGGCCAAUAUAGUGAAACCUCAUCUCUACAGAAAAUACAAAAAAUUAGCCAGGCACAUGGUAACAUGUGCCUGUAGUCCCAGCUACUCGGGAGGCUGAGGUGGGAGGAUCACUUGAGCCUGUGGAUGGAGGUUGCUAUGAACUGAGAUUGUGCCACUGCAUUUCAGCCUGGUGACAGAGUGAGACCCUGUCUCCAAAAAAAAAAAAAAAAAAAGAAAGGCUGGACACAGUGGCUUACGCCUGUAAUCCCAACACUUUGGGAGGCUGAGGCGGGCAGAUCACAAGGUCAGGAAUUCGAGACCAGCCUGGCCAAUAUGUUGAAACCCUGUCUCUACUAAAAAUACAAAAAUUAGCUGGGUGUGGUGGCAGGUGCCUGUAGUCCCAGCUACUCGGGAGGCUGAGGCGGCAGAAUCGCUUGAACCUGGCAGGCGGAGGUUGCAGUGAGCCAAGAGCUCGCCACCGCACUCCAGCCUGGGCAACAGAGCGAGACUCCGUCUCAAAAAAAAACCCAAAAAACAAAAAAGGAAUACAGACUUAUGAACCAAAUCCUAAACAUUAGGGUCCUUUGCAACACUCUUUGAAACCAGAGCAUGGUUAAUUUAAAACAGAAAGAUGCUACUUUAUAUGGUAGUCUGUACAUUUUGGAAGAUGAAAUCUCAGCUGGUACAAGACAGAUCGAUGAAUUUAGAAGGGACCCAGAUAGGGGCCCUUUCUGUGAUUAACAGAGCUACGCAUGGCAAGAGAGCCGCUGAAUAUUUAGCCUUUGAGGCUCUCAGCCGGGAAACAGAGCUCUGGGAUGGCACUAGAAUUUGAGCCAGUUGUCCUUUAGUCCAAGCCACACAGGCCCUUCAUAGGGUGCUGAAGGGGCUGGGUGUGGUGGCUCACACCUGUAAUCCCAGCACUUUGGGAGGCCGAGGUGGGUGGCUCACUUGAGGUCAGGAGUUCGAGACCAGCCUGGCCAACAUGGUGAAACCCUGUCUCUCCUAAAAAUACAAAAAUUAGCCAGGUGUGGUGGAGCACACCUGUAGUCCCAGCUACUUGGGAGGCUGAGGCACGAGAAUCGAUUGAACCCAGGAGUCAGUGAGCCAAGAUCGUGCUACUGCACUCCAGCCUGGGCGACAGAGGAGACUCCAUCUCAAAAAAAAGGUGCUGAAGGAAAGAGACCUAAACCUGCCAAUCCUCUGACAUGAUCCCUCCUUUGCCAUUUCACGCUCCCAUCUCCAGCCCUUGCUCACUGCUUAGCCUUCCUCCUCUUAACCAUGUUAUUCCUGUUCCUUAGGUUGGCCGUUGUCCAAUGUGUUGCUGUUAUCUGGAACUCCUACCUGUCCUGGAAGGCACAUCGCCUCUAAGCCUGCCUCACUCCGUUUCCACCUUGCAGUGAUGCAGCUUGACCCUGGAACGGUCAGACAACCUCCUCAAAGUGGGCAUACCAGUUUCCACGGGGUUGGGUUGCCGGUCAGAGCUUAAGAGGACUAGCACCCUGCAAUGCCCCUCUUCACUCUAAAAUGUACACUGACUGCUUUAGAGCCCUUGAUAAUAGUCUUAUUCCCACCACAUAUGAGGCACUCCAUAAAUAUCUGUUGAACGUUCAUGACCUUAUCAACUUUACACCCAUAUCUCAGCAAAUGCCACUCAUCCCCACUCUUCAUAGACACAUUUGUUACUCUAACCCUGCCUAGGCUUCUUGUAGCUCCAGCUCUUUAGAGAUUACUAGAACCCUUUAUGUGGUGCCUCAGUAAAUAUGUUAUUAAAUAUGUAAUCCGGAA